Humulus lupulus (European hop) is the source of this 3285-nucleotide messenger RNA. RefSeq lists its product as uncharacterized. The record is from RefSeq and is a predicted model, not a curated record. The transcript has 7 exons. Bases 1 to 3285 code for a protein of 1094 amino acids. Gene Ontology annotation, molecular function: RNA-DNA hybrid ribonuclease activity; nucleic acid binding. Lineage: Eukaryota; Viridiplantae; Streptophyta; Magnoliopsida; Rosales; Cannabaceae.
AUGGCUAUCGCUAGUUGGAAUGCCAGAGGACUCAAUGGAGAAGAAGCUAUGAGGCAAUUAAGAUUCCUCAUAAAAAACAAUAGACCGGAAGUAAUUUUUCUAAUGGAAACAAAACUUACUAAAGAUAAGGUAGCAACAAUGUGCAAGCAACUCUCUUACGAUAAUGGCUUUGAGAUCCCAAGGAUAGGACUAGGUGGAGGGUUAAUGCUACUAUGGAAAGAAAAUGUAAUGAUCUCAGUACAAUCAUCAUCCUCAAAUCACAUAAGUUGCUUUAUAAGUUUUGAUAAUCAACGUAUGUCUUGGCACUUCAGUGGCUUUUAUGGUCACCCAGCAGUAUCCAAUAGACAUAUGACAUGGGAGCUCUUACAACAUUUGCGAAUAGUAGCACAUGGGCCAUGGUUAGUGAUGGGGGAUUUCAAUGAAGUUCUAAGUCAAGCUGAUAAAAAUGGAGGAGGGCUACGAAACGAACACCAAAUUGAAGCGUUUCGAAACACACUAGAGGUAUGUAAAUUACAACCCUUGGAUUAUAGAGGUAAUCAAUUUACUUGGCAAAGAUUUUGUGAGGAUGGUCUCUUACAGGAGAGGUUGGAUUGGGCAAUGGUCAACGAAGAGUGGAAAGAUAGUUUUACUUCAGCCUCUUUAACACAUCUAGACUUCUACCAUUCAGAUCAUAGAGCGCUUCUCUUAAGUCUUCAAGAUGAAAAUGGGUACGACCUUUUAAGAAACAGAAAAAGACCUCGUUUUAAAUUCGAAAAUAUAUGGUCAAAUGAGACAGAAUGCAAAGAAAUUAUAAAAAAGUGUUGGAAACCUUUUUCUUCUUCUUCCUCCCUUCUCGCAACUAUGAGUAAUAUUCAGGCGUGCUCAACUAACUUAUCCACAUGGCACAAGUCAAAAUUUGGAUCCUUAUCCAAAGACAUAAAACAAACCCAUUCACAAAUAAUCCGUUUGCAGAAUUCACAAAAACAUAUGGAAGACCAUAGUGAGUUACGACAAACAGAAAGAAAAUUGGAUGAUUUAUUGCGCAAAGAGGAAGUCUUUUGGCAUCAACGAUCCAGAAUACAAUGGCUAAAAGCAGGAGAUCAAAAUACAAAAUUCUUUCAUCAAAAGGCAAGAGAGCGACAAAAGAACAAUUCAAUUAAAGGAAUUUUCAAUGAAGGAAACGAAUGGUGCACAAGUGAUAGUGAGAUCAGCGAGAUCACAAUGAAGUUCUACAAUUCUCUCUUCACUUCUUCAUCCCCUUCAGAAGAAAAAAUUGAAGAACUAUUACAAGGAGUUCAUACUUCUGUUUCAGAUGAGAUGAACAUGAGUUUAGAAGCCCCAUUUUCCUUGGAGGAAAUAAAAGAUGCAGUCUUCUCUAUGCCUGCAGAUAAAAGCCCAGGUCCAGAUGAAGGUUUUUCAGCUUUACUUCAACAAGCGGAAAGUAGAAAGGAAAUAAAGGGACUACGAUUAGCUAAUAUAGCUCCUUUCAUUACCCACUUAUUCUUUGCGGAUGACAGCCUCAUUAUCGUCCAGGCAUCUGAGAGAUCUCUACAAGCUAUACAAAACAUUUUUUCUCUAUACUCGACAUGUUCUGGACAGAUAAUCAAUUUUACAAAGUCUUUAUUAUAUUUUUCUCCAAAUACUUCGGAAGAGAUUGCCACAUUGUAUACAUCCUCUCUAAAUAUGCAAAGAACUGAUUCUAUAGAAACAUAUCUGGGUCUACCGAUGUUGGGAGGUAAAGAAAUCUUACUUAAAGUUGUUAUCCAAGCUAUGCCAACUUAUCUAAUGUCAUGCUUCCAUACACCAGAAGGUUUGUGCCAAGAAAUUGAAAGAAUACAAGCCCGAUAUUGGUGGGGCUCUACUACUGAACAAAAGAAAAUUCACUGGCGCGCUUGGCAUAAAAUAUGUAGACCAAAAUGUGAGGGAGGAUUGGGAUUCCGUGGUUUUAUUCAGUAUAAUCAGGCACUUCUGGCAAAACAGGCUUGGCGAUUACUAAUAAACCCUAGAUCCCUUCUUGCAAAAGUACUCAAGGCAAGAUACUAUCAACAUACAAGUAUAUUGGAGGCUAGAGAAGGUCAUUAUCCUUCAAUAACGUGGAGAAGUAUCAUCUGGGGUAGGGACCUUUUACGAAGAGGAUUGCGACGACGUAUAGGAAAUGGAAAAGAAACUUUGGCCUUUAGUGAUCCAUGGAUCCCAAGACCUCCAUCUUUUCUCCCAAGUAUAAUUGAUAUAUCUGAUCCCCUUAGAGUACAUGAUCUCUUUGAAACUCCUGGUUCGUGGAACAUGAUACGAGUCCAACAAUUUUUUAAUGCUGCUGAUGCCCAGAACAUCUUAACCAUACCUCUUACUCAAUUUGAUCAUCCAGAUUCGUGGUUCUGGCAUUAUACAAAUCAUGGGAACUAUACUGUCAAAAGUGGGUAUAAUCUAGCCUCAGCUAUGGACACUGCACUGCCGUCUUCAUCUGUUACAUUAAUAGCAAUGUGGUGGAAGUCCUUUUGGGGAAUCAAAAUACCACGUAAAAUUCUACAUUUUUCUUGGAGAGGCUACCAUGAAAUAUUUCCUACUCUUAAAGGUUUAAAUCGACGAAAUAUCUCUAAACACAGUGUUUGCCCACUAUGUGGUUUUGGAGAGGAUUCUAAUGCACAUGCUAUCUUUUGGUGUCCUUCCUCUAAAGAAAUAUGGGAUCGGUGGGAUUACCCUUUCGUGUCAGAUAGGAAAGAGGACAUUUCCUUUAAGGAGAUACUACUCUAUGCCUCUGAAAUUUUGGAAAAAGAAAACUUUCAAAAAAUGCUCAUCAUAGCUUGGGCAAUUUGGUUUGAGAGGAAUAAAAGAACCCAUGGACAUCCAACAAGACAAGGACAACAAGUGUUUGAAUGGGUAACCCGAUAUUGGGAGUCGAUAAGAAUUACACAGAGAACGACGGAGCAACCCAUACAAAAUGCAACAUAUACAAAUCAAAGAAGAGAAGAUUCGGGGAAUCAAUCCAAAAUCUUAUCUGUUGAUGCUGCAUUAUCUAACCAGACAGAAACGAUAGGAUUUGGAGCAAUCAUCCUCUCCCCAGAGAAGGAAGUUAUUGCAGCUUUAUCUAAGCCCUUAAAAGGAAUGUUGUCAGCCUUUCAAGCAGAAGCUAUAGCACUAUUGGUCGCACUCAAUUGGGCUCAAAGGCUUGGAAUUCAGCUGGAUGUUAUCUUUUCUGAUUCCCUUUCUCUUGUUUUGGCUUUAAAUAAUAACAUAACUUAUCAAAAUGAGCUGGGGAUUAUUUUUUCAGAUAUUAAAACUUUAUUGUCUAAUUUUCCGGGGUUAUAA